AUGCCACACAAACACAAGCGGAAAAGAGGUGACGAUGCCGACUUCAACUUACCGCCGUCGCAGAGGGCAUUGCCCCUCCCUGUUAACUCGAAAAGCGCCGGUGUAUCGAGUGGGACGUCCAGGCAGGCGAAGAGGCGUCGACAGGCGAAAUCUGACAUCGACGCCCCUCGAGCCUUCCAGCGACUGAUGGCAUUUUCGUCAGGGGAGAAGUUACACUCUGGCCUUGAUGAUGGGAAAAUUAAGAAAUUCGCGACAACAGGUCCAACACAGCGAAGCGAAAAACUCCAAAUAAAGCCCGGCGAAGACCUGAGAGCCUUUGCGGCACGGGUAGAUGCUGCAAUGCCAUUGGCUGGCGUAUCAACAAAGUCGGGCAUCAAGGGAGGCAAAGACUUAGAGGGCAUUAAGACCCAACGAACCCGAAAGGAGCGUAAAAUGCACAAGCUGUACGACCAGUGGCGAGAAGAGGAGCGAAAGAUCCAAGACAAGAAGGAGGAGGACAAGGAGCUAGCGGCAGAACGUGAACUCGAGAAUGAUGGGGCAGGCAUUCUCUCAACUUCAGUCUUGGACGACGAAGAAAACACAACAAAAAAGAAGAAAGGGAGGCGCGGCAAAGACGCCGCAGACGACGACCCCUGGGCCGAGUUGAAGAAGAAGAGGGGAGAAGCGAGACAUGGACUGAACGACGUAGCGGAGGCCCCCCCUGAGCUGCACAAAAAGCAGUCCAGGCUUCUCAAAGUCGUGGGAACUGCUACGGUCAACGUUGGGAGUGCGCCAAAAGCUGCGGGUAGUCUGAGGCGACGCGAGCAGCUGGAGGAGGAAAGGCAAGACGUAGUUGAAGCAUACCGGCGCAUUCGAGAGCACGAGCAACGGAAACUGGAUUUCCAUAAGAAAGGGAAGCAAGACGUAUAG
Cordyceps fumosorosea ARSEF 2679 is the source of this 909-nucleotide messenger RNA. RefSeq names its product urease accessory protein UreD. Lineage: Eukaryota; Fungi; Ascomycota; Sordariomycetes; Hypocreales; Cordycipitaceae. The record is from RefSeq and is a predicted model, not a curated record. Bases 1 to 909 code for a protein of 302 amino acids. The transcript has 2 exons.